ACACUAUGCAUCUAAAGUACAUCAUGACUUCCCCCACAGAAUUCUGGGAACCGUGGUUUGAGAACUGUAGCUCAGUGAGAGGAAAAACUACAGCUCCCAGGAUUCUUUGUGGGUGAAACUCGUGUCAUGUGUGUUGGAUGUACUUCUCCAGUAACUGGAGAAGGGACAAAAACUUCCAAGUUCCAGUCCGUUGCUAUAUACGGUAAAUCAAUCCAUUUUUGCGUGUCCUCAGAACGGAUCACUAUCCCUUAAUCCACAAACCUUUCCACCUGGGGGUGAAUGAGACCCCCUGAUUAAUUUACAGGAGGAAGAGGGAGGAGACUGGAGAAGCCACUACAGUAUUAGGCACCCGACCCCCUCCCCAAUCCUGUCCCCUUUUCUUGGUUCAUUUGGAUGAGAAAAGUCCUCUUUGCAAGGGGAGAGGAGGAGGACUGAACGGGAUCUAAGAGAUGGUUGAUUUUGCAAAGCUAGGCUGGAGCCGAGUGGCUGGCGAAUGAGUAAGCGCGAGAAGAGAACCGCGUGUUUAUAAAGUCAGAGGAGGAUCCAGCGAGAACCGCAACAUAUUGGUUCACGUCCCCUCCCCACCCCAAGAAGUAUAUUCUGUACAGUAGAGUCUUCUUUCGUUUCGCCCCGUUUUUCGUAAAGAGAGAGAGAGAGAGAGAGACAUUUUUGCAAGCGUCGGGUUUCCUCUUGCAAAGCGCGCGGUGUGGGGGAUAGGUGCGAUUUUUGAAAAGAAAGAAAAAAAGUUUUGCUUUAAAUCUGAUCGCGCUUUUGCAAGCCUUGAAUGAAUCGGAUCAGGUUGCGGAGAGGAUUGGGUCCCCCUUCUCGAGGAGAUUCAGGAUGAUGACACCUUCAACUAGUGACGACUGAGAGGCAAUGCUGUCAAACUGAGUUGCUGCUUCUCGCCAUUUUUUCCUCCCUCCUGCUCUGCUCUCUUGGAAAGUGGACCACGCCCUUCUCCUCCCUGGAGAGCUGGUAGCCUCUGUAGUCAUGGGGCCUGGCCUGUUAUUGGCAUUUCUGUUCUGUGUGUGCUUCUUGCUGCAUGAGGUGGAUUCUCUGAGCCUCACUGAGAACCCUAAGAAACAGAAGGAAGAGCAAAUGCUCCGGAUUAAUGAGGUCAAUGCAGAUAACCCAGGGAUCGACACCUUGGAGUAUGUGGAGUUGUAUCACACAAGUGGCCAGCAGACCCCCCUGGAUGGCUACUCCUUGGUCUUUUACAAUGGCAAGGGCAAUAUGGCCUACAAAGUCCAGGAUCUCGGGGGCUUUUCCACCAAUAACCAAGGCUUCUUCCUCAUGGGGUCCUCUACGGUCAUUCCGAAGCCAUCGGUGAUCCUGCCUAACAACACAAUCCAGAAUGGGCCAGAUGCUAUUGCGCUCUAUUUUGGGGCAAAGAAGCUGCAUGAGGGAAUGACCGUCACCAACAAAGGGCUGGUGGAUGCUUUGGUCCAUAAGUCUAAAAUGAGUGACAGAGCAGAUGAGCUGGUCCGUGUUCUGACCCCGGGGGUGGAGCCUUUCCUGGAGGACCCUUUCUUCAGGACCACAGAUGAGUCACUGGAGAGAUGCCAAGGGACAGAUUCUCAUUGGUUCUUCCAAGCGGGUGCGCCUACCCCAGCCAUGGAUAACCACUGCAUCCCUUUUUCUCAGCUGAACAAAUCGGACAUGUUGAUCAACGAGGUUAACGUUGUGUCGUCCCCUGGAGAGUUUGAGUUUGUCGAGCUGCAAGGCCGUCCUUCAACUCAAGUAGAUGGCCUGGUACUGGUGUUGAUUGAGGGGAGUACCCAAGAGAUUUACUUUGUGAUGGAGGUGCAUGGCAAGACGUCCCCUGAUGGGCUGCUUCUCCUUGGCCCAGGCCAGUUCAACUCCUCAGUUGACCUGCCAUUCCCCCAGAACUCUGGAAGACCCCUCCUCAGGGCAGGUGCAAAUGCUGUUGCCCUGUACAGAGGGACCCCUGCCAACUUUGCUUUGGGGGCUGCUGUGUCGGCAACAGACCUCCUGGAUGCCUUGGUGUACUCUACAGCUGAAAGCGCCCACUUGAAGCUGCAGGAUGUCUUGACUCCCGGGAAGCCACCCUUCCAUGCAAGAGAGAGCAGGUCCCAGGAAAAUGAUACCUCUGUGAACCGCUGCGUCUGUUGCUCCGUCACCCGGGAUCCCUCCGUUUAUGCUCUCGGCAAGCCCACGCCUGGGCAAUUCAAUGACUGUCCCAAGAGACGCUUUGGGCAAACCAUUUCCUUCUGCAUUCAAAUUGCAGAUUGUCAGGAAGAGUCCCUGGAUAAAAGCGAGGUACAGAUGUUUUUGUCCCAAGCCCUGGAUAAACGAUGCAACUGUGGAGUUUCUCCUGCUUAUUUCAAAGAUUCUGCUGUAGCCUGUCAGGGCCCACAACUGGUUUUCACUGCUUUCCUGACUGCCAGGUCGACAGAGCAACUCAGCAGCCUGCUGAAGGCCUUCUCGCUUCUCAUUGAGAGCAAGGAGGGGCUGCACUUUGGGAAAUGGAACGGAACAGCGGUGAAGGCUUGCUUGAGAGAUACUAACAUGACAGACGGGUCUCCAGCUCUUCCAAAACCUCCAAUGGAGCCAUUAGUAACGGAGACGACAGCUACCAGUGUGACUCUCACCUGGGACUCGGGAAAUGCCGACCCUAUCUCCUACUAUGUCAUCCAGUAUAAGUCCAAGUCAUUGGAGGGCCCUUUCCGAGAAGCAGAUGGUGUGGCAACCACCCGCUAUAGCAUUGGUGGCCUAAGCCCCUUCUCAGAAUAUGAGUUCCGCAUUAUUGCUGUAAACAACGUUGGCAGGAGUCCCCCUAGUGAGUUGGUGGAUGCACGGACAGGAGAGCAAGCUCCAUCAAGCCCACCCCUCAAAGUGAAGGCACGGAUGCUGAGUCCCAGCACCAUGGUGGUCCAAUGGGAAGAUCCUGAAGAGCCCAAUGGGAUGAUCCGUGGCUUUCGAGUGUACUACACCAUUGACCCCCAACAACCACUCAGCAAGUGGCAGAAACACAACACCGAUGAUACUCUUCUCACCACUGUAGGAGGUUUGAUAACUGGGGCCACCUAUAGUAUUCGUGUCUUGGCUUUCACCUCCGUAGGAGAUGGACCUCCUUCUGAUGUCAUUCAGAUGAAGGCCCUACAGGGUGGUAUGUCUUUUUUGGUUCCAUCUCAGCCAGCUGAUUUCCAAGCUGAGGCAGAGUCUGACACACGGAUCAUGCUGACUUGGCAGCCAGCACCUCGAGAACGUGUCACCAAGUAUGAGUUGGUGUAUUGGGAAGAGACAGAUGGAAUCCAGCAUAAGGUGGACUUUAACCAGACCUCAUCAUAUGCACUUGAAGGGCUCAAGCCGGACACACUCUACAAGUUCCAGCUGGCAGCCCGCUCUGCACUGGGCCUAGGGGCCUAUACACCAGUUUUGGAAGCUCGAACAGCACAGCACAUGGUCGUGCCGGAAAGGACAACCAAAGCAACUCCCUUGACCGAGCUGCUUAUCAACGAAGUGAAUUCGGACAACCCGGGAGGCCGAGAGGACACUGAAUACAUCGAGCUCUUCUAUCCUGGAGAAGCUUCAGUUGCUCUCCAGGGAUACUGGCUUGUGCUUUACAAUGGAAAAAACAACUUGGCUUACAAGGUGAUAAACCUGACGGGCUACAGUACCGAUGAGCGAGGCUACUUCCUGGUGGGUAGCACUGGGGUGACCCCCAAGCCCCAGAUAGUCCUGCCUGACAAUACCAUCCAGAACGGACUGGACGCUGUGGCUCUCUACCGCAGCAAUCCCAAUGCCACCUACAAAAUAAACAUGCCCCUAACCAAUGUGGGGCUGGUGGAUGCCCUGGUCUACAAGGCCCGGGGCUCAGACAACGCUGACAAGCUGCUUGCUGUUCUUGCCCCAGGCCAGAGGGUCCUGCUUGAAGAUGAUUCUCAUAGCAGCCAAGAUGAGUCCCUCAGCCGAUGUUACAGCCUGCGGCCGAGAGACCACAGCAGCUUCCAGGUGACCGAAACGACUCCUUCCAAGGAAAAUACUUGCCCACCUCCUGGCUCAAAUUCCACAGAGGAAACGCCCCAGAACCACUCAGUCGUAAUCAAUGAACUGGGCAUGGCCAACCACACCAUUCUGUACCGAUUCAUUGAGCUGAAAGGGAAUCCUGGUGUCAGCUUGAAAGGGUACACGUUGAUGUUCUUUUCCGGGCACAAUGCCAUACCAUACAGCACUAUUCAUCUGCAGGGCACAUUUGGAAGCAAUGGUUUGUUCCUCAUCUUGCCAGAAGGACAGACCAACACUAUCAAGGCUCACGAGCAACGAGUGAUGCCCUCUGUUUGGACCAACCCCUCCUUGCAACAAGUGACCCAUUCUGUGGCACUCUCCAGGCAUGCUCUUAAUGGCACUGCGGAGGAGCACCUCAAAGACGUUGCGGUUUAUACAUGGGAGACGGGUGCAAGCCAAACUCAUCCUCGUCUUUCUGAACUGAUCCACUUUGUAUCUAGGGAAGGAGACAGACCCCUGUCCUUGAGCCGCUGUCCCUCCUGCGACAAAAUCUAUGCAGUCUCUGACCCCACUCCUGGCUCGGAGAAUCACUGCCCACAGGAAUCUCUCUUUCUGAAUCUUGAAAUCUGCCUGCUGACCCCCAAUUGUUCCAUGUGGCCUCAGAACCCACAGACGUUGGCAAGUCUCCAGCAAGCAUUAGUGAGAUCCAUGGAGGAGAGCUGCUUCUGUGGCAUCAGCCAAUGCUAUCUACACGGUGUUACGUUCACCUGCCUUAAUUCCACCCUGAAAGUCUCUGGCCAGGUGUGGGCCAGGUCACCUGCACAGCGUCAGCGCCUCGUUCAGUGGCAUUCUCACUUUUCCUCAAGUCCCCACCCCUUUGCUGUGGACGGGAAGCCCCUCAAAGCGAAUGCUGGAUGUGCAUCUCUGGGGAAAACACCGCAGAGGCCUGAGGCUUCAUUUCAAGCCUGGGAGAUUGCUCUCAUUGUUGUGGGGUCCAUCUUUCUUCUACUGCUGUUAGCUGGCACAGCUUUCUAUUGCAUCAAAAGACGGCCUCAGAAUUAUACCACCAUUGAGCUGAAUGACCGCUGUGAGUUUAUGGCAGACUUCUGACUCUCGUGGGAACAGCCUUCACCAGGAAAAGGCUAUUUCUGUAACUGGUGAGAAGCAGCAAAAACCUCUGAAAAGCAGCUGUGCUGGUUGUCCAGCAUUUGCACACACGGACCAAGAAUGUAACAUUGGACGUUUGAAAAGCCCUGGGUUUAUUUAUUGUUGUUUGUUUACUUCCCAUCCUUACUGAGAGAUCCAUGAAACUUGUGUUUCCAGGACAUUUUCUGCUUUGUCUCCCCACUGCUCUUGAGUAUCUGGUGGGGGGGGGGAGUUUUGCAGAUUUUCAUAGUGAACAGCCUUGAUUUUGCUUUGUUUUGUGUAUGCAGGAUUAUAAUUCUCUUCCAGCAGUGGCUGGUCCCCAUUAGGACUGGUAGGGCAGAAGGUAGGGAGGGCCAACAGUAGGUGGCGCUAGAACCAAUGGCAUCUUCUGUUUAAAAAGACCAAUGAUCAGGUGCUGUGAAAGGCAUCUGCCAAGAACCUGGAGUGCUGCUGCCAGUCAAGAGUAGAAACUACUGGGCUAGAUGGGCAGAGAGUUUGAUUUCGUAUAUGGCAAGGGCUGUAGGUCAGUGGUAGAGCACAUCUUAGCAUGCAGAAGGUCCCAGGUUCAAUCCCUGGCAUCUCCAGUUAGGGUUGGGUGUGAGACCCCUGCCUGAAAUCCUGGAGUGUCACUGCCUGCCAGUGUAGACAGUAGUGAGCUAGAUGGCCUAAUGAUCUGUCUUGAUAGGCAGCUUCCCAUGGCUGAGGCAGAGGCAAAAAAUCCUUAGGAAAGAGUUUUAUCUGUUGCAACAUUUCAUUCUCCCCUAGAAGCAAACCAAAGACACUGGGCACCAAAUGAAUCUCUCCUCCAUCCCUUUUCUUUACGUCCGUAAUUCCCUCCUCUGUAUAGGCCCCUUUUGAGCCACUAGUUUGCACCAGUGUUUUCCUGUUUGUUUGUUACUAUCUUAAAGAUUUUAUACGGUGCUUGCAUUGGCACAUGGGACUGGAGAAAGGGUCCUGUGUUUUGAUCAGCUACUGCCCUCUGCUGGUCACCCCCCACUACAGCACCUGGUGUUUAUUAUGCUGCAGAAACAUUAUGCUGGUUCAGCAACGACUGACUUCACUGAUAAGCCUUUCUGUACUGCAAUGGCCACAUUUUUGGACCUACGGGCGCAUUUACAAACCACAGAAACCAUUGUUGUGGGCAUUACAACCAAGCUUACACGACCAGUCUAUGGGCUACAAAAGAACACUUCUUCCCAUAAUAAUUUGGGCAGAGCAGGGGAUUGUUUGGGUGCCAGGGUCCCAGUGGCACCCUGUUCUACAUGCUUGGGCAUCAUGCAUACAAAGAGCAAGUGCUGCUCUUUAUUAUUUGUGUUGUCCCUACAUCAGCUUGGGGUGGGGGCAAAUAGAAUGUACCAGUGUUUUUAGUACCAUGCUACCAGAGUUCGCCCAACUGCAUAGGCUCCCAUUUAGGGCAGAGGUAGUGUUAUGUGGUGCCCCAUAGAUAUUGUGCUCAGGUUAAUUGUGUAUAAGACUGUAGCCUUACAUGCACUUUUGACACAUGUGGAUUUGUUUUGUGGCAUUUUACUACACACCUAUGGUCCAUGCGGUCACGAAGAGUCGGACACGACUAAACGACUAAACAACAACAACAACUACACACCUAUGAUGCAGUGGUAUUUGGCUUUGGGCAGUAAAAACCUGUCUUAAGUUUUUUUGUGCUGUUUUAUUAAGGUGAAGAAGCCUUAGACAAAAACGUGUGCCUUUUUGCUUAAGGGCACAAUAAGUUGCAGUAUGUUGACAAGAGCAAGGGGAAAGUGGGAUUCCUGUUGUGUUUCCAAGAAUGCAGGUAAGUACAGAAUGGCUUCCCAAGAAAAACCUGGUUAAAAACAGAAGUCUGAAAUGUGAAGACAAUCCAAACACACAUUGUUGGAGGUGCAAUGAAACCAAAACAGGUGUAUUUACAUUUCUGCACUGUGCAAAAACAAAACCUCUCUGUAUAACAAUUAUGAACAUUAUCAUUUUAUGUAUGUUUUGAUCCAAACUUAUAAACACUGUUCCACAACUUGCAGCCAAAUCUUCAUGUAUUUUCUGCAAUGGUAAUUA
Molecule: messenger RNA, 7161 nt
Organism: Zootoca vivipara (common lizard)
Lineage: Eukaryota; Metazoa; Chordata; Lepidosauria; Squamata; Lacertidae
Molecular function (GO): protein binding
Source: RefSeq, a predicted model, not a curated record